AUGUUCAUCGGUCUGGCAUUACUUUGUGAUGACUACUUCAUUCCUUGUCUGGAGAGAAUUUGUAAAGUGUUGCACCUUCAGCCUGAUGUCGCUGGAGCAACGUUUAUGGCUGCUGGAAGUUCUGCUCCCGAGUUGGCAACUACCUUGGUUGGAGUAUUUAAUGCAAAAGAUGAUAUCGGCCUUGGAGCUGUUGUGGGUUCUGCUGACUUCAACAUAAUGUUGGUUGUCAGUGUUAGUGCGCUAUUCGCAAAACAGGUGAUUUAUCUUAAUUGGUGGCCAUUAGUACGUGAUUCCGCUGUUUAUCUGUUAUCUAUCAUACUCUUGGCAUUAGUUAUUUAUGACGAAUUAGUCUAUUGUAUAACAACAACAACAACAACAACAACAACAACAACAACAACAACAACAACAACAACAACGACAACAACAACAACAACGACAACAACAACAACAACGACAACAACAAGAACAACAACAACGACAACAACAACAACAACGACAACAACAACAACAACAACAACAACAACAACGACAACAACAAGAAUAACAACAACGACAACAACAAGAACAACAACAACGACAACAACAAGAACAACAACAACGACAACAACAACAACAACGACAACAACAACAACAACAACAACAACGACAACAACAAGAACAACAACAACGACAACAACAACAACAACGACAACAACAACAACAACGACAACAACAACAACAACGACAACAACAAGAACAACAACAACGACAACAACAACAACAACAACGACAACAACAACAACAACGACAACAACAAGAACAACAACAACGACAACAACAACAACAACAACGACAACAACAACAAGAACAACAACAACGACAACAACAACAACAACAACGACAACAACAACAACAACGACAACAACAAGAACAACAACAACGACAACAACAACAACAACAACGACAACAACAACAACAACGACAACAACAACAACAACGACAACAACAAGAACAACAACAACGACAACAACAACAACAACGACGACAACAACAACAACAACAACAAGAACAACAAGAAGAACAACAACAAGAAGAAGAAGAACAACAACAAAAUAUCAAUCCGAUUUUAUAUUUUCCGGGGUAAUUAAAUAUUUAACCUUAAUAAAAGGAUUUAUAAUGUAA
Messenger RNA from Schistosoma rodhaini, 1161 nucleotides. Lineage: Eukaryota; Metazoa; Platyhelminthes; Trematoda; Strigeidida; Schistosomatidae. The record is from the annotation of a GenBank genome assembly.